Sclerotinia trifoliorum is the source of this 4299-nucleotide messenger RNA. The record is from the annotation of a GenBank genome assembly. NCBI's taxonomy places the organism in Eukaryota, Fungi, Ascomycota, Leotiomycetes, Helotiales, Sclerotiniaceae.
ACCUCAUUCAGUACUCCACCAAACAGACCAACAUCAGGGAAAAAAAGUUCUGGACUCGUUCAGUAUCAUACAAAAAACAUCAAUUAUCUGCAAGACAAGUUGCUAUACAAUCAAGGUCUUUUGAUAAUGACUUGAAAGCCUGGUCCGGUUUUCGACAGUAACUCCAACACCUUUGCGCCGCCUAUCCGCCACAGAGGCUACUUUCACACAUAAGAAAUUUGUCCAACCUUCUGUAAGUAUGAGUGAAAUUUGUUAAAUCUGCCGAAGUCUCUAUCAGCCGAUCUCUUGUUCAUCCUCAGGAUUCCCCUAAUCUGUAGCUGCUUCUGACCUUCGCAAUUUUAUAGUAUCUGAGCAUUACUGUCAUCAUGGAAAGCGCUUUCGCCCAUGUUGGAAACCACCUAAUAUCAGAUUCUGCUGCUGCAAUAAACGCUGGUGCGGAUGAUCUUUCAAAUAUUGAUCCGGAAGAAAGCUUGUUAUAUGGGCAAUAUGGAGGUCAUGGUGGCUUGGGAUCCAGCAGACUAAGAAGCGAUGAUGAUGACAACGAGACUGAAGUAUUCGAUGACGAUGAUAAUGAGAGUCUUGCAAGUGUUCCACUUGAUGGAAUGAAAACUCUUGGGCUUCGAGGUCUCGAUGAUGAGAAGGAGCUACCAGCACACGCAUGCGCGUAAGUGAAAUUAUCGACAACCUGGAUUGUCCUGAGCUGGGCUGAUUGCUUUCUAGAUAUUGUGGAAUUCACUCUCCAAGCUGUGUCGUUAAGUGCUUGGGAUGCAACAAAUGGUUCUGCAGUGCCCGUGGAACUGCUACAUCUUCACAUAUCGUCAAUCAUCUUGUUCGCGCAAGACACAAGGAAGUUCAAUUGCACCCAAUGUCAACCCUUGGAGAUACCGUACUUGAAUGCUACAACUGUGGUAUAAAGAAUGUUUUCCUACUCGGCUUCAUUCCUGCGAAGUCUGACACCGUCGUAAUUCUCCUAUGCCGUCAACCCUGCGCUUCCGCUGCGUCUUCAAAGGAUAUGAGUUGGGAUGUAUCCAAAUGGCAACCAUUAAUUGAAGAUCGAUCCUUUUUGACUUGGCUCGUCUCUCUUCCUACGGAUGCAGAGCAACUUCGCGCUCGACACCUCACGCCACCCAUGAUUGCAAAAUUGGAAGAGAUGUGGAAGGAUAAUAUCAAUGCUACUCUUCAAGAUUUGGAAAAGGCAGCUGGAAUUGAUGAUGAUCCAGCCCCUGUCCUUCUCAAAUACGAUGAUGCUUACCAAUAUCAAAAUAUCUUUGGGCCUUUGGUUAAAAUUGAGGCAGACUACGAUCGUAAACUCAAGGAAGCUCAGUCCGAGGAUGGUUUAAUUAUUCGUUGGGAUUAUGGUUUGAAUAACAAACAUCUGGCCAGCUUCAUUCUUCCCAAGAUUGAGCUAGGUGAUGUAAAACUCGCUGUAGGUGACGAGAUGCGGCUCAAAUACAAAGGCGAAUUACGACCUGUCUGGGAGGGUGUUGGAUACGUGGUAAAAAUUCCGAAUAAUCAAUCUGACGAAGUAACUAUCGAGCUCCGAAAGGUCGGCAGCGAUAAGUCAGUCCCAACGGAAUGCACCCACAACUUUUCUGCCGAUUAUGUAUGGAAGGCAACAUCUUACGACCGCAUGCAAUUUGCCAUGAAAACUUUUGCUGUCGAUGAAAUGAGUGUAUCGGGAUACAUUUUCCACAAACUUCUUGGUCACGAGGUAGCUGCGGCUCCAAUGAAAAUUCAAAUGCCCAAGAAGUUUAGCGUUCCUGGUCUACCAGAAUUGAACAGCAGUCAGAUUAAUGCCGUCAAGAGUGUAUUACAAAAGCCUUUGAGUCUUAUUCAAGGACCUCCAGGAACUGGAAAGACAGUCACAUCCGCUACAGUCAUCUAUCAUUUGGCCAAGGUCAAUGGUGGUCAGGUCCUUGUAUGUGCUCCGUCUAACGUUGCUGUCGACCAACUCUGUGAGCGUAUACAUCGAACUCAACUCAAGGUCGUUCGCCUUACAGCCAAGUCCCGUGAAGACGUUGAAUCAUCUGUCGGAUUCCUCUCGUUGCAUGAACAGGUCCGCAUGAAUGACAGCAACCAUGAACUGACUAAACUUACUCAAUUGAAAAGCGAGUUGGGUGAAUUGUCAAGUCAAGAUGAGAAGAAGUUCAAAGCAUUGACAAGGGCAGCCGAACGUGAAAUUUUGAGUAAUGCUGAUGUCAUUUGCUGUACUUGUGUUGGAGCUGGGGAUCCAAGGCUUGCCAAGAUGAAAUUCAGGACAGUCCUCAUCGACGAAUCUACUCAAUCCGCGGAACCAGAAUGCAUGAUUCCGCUUGUUCUAGGAUGUAAGCAAGUAGUUUUGAUUGGUGAUCACAAACAACUGGGACCAGUCAUCAUGAACAAGAAGGCUGCAAAGGCAGGUCUGGAUCAGUCACUUUUCGAACGUCUGGCUACGCUUGGCCUCAAACCUAAUCUACUCAAUGUGCAGUAUCGUAUGCAUCCAUGUCUUUCUAAAUUUCCAUCCAACAUGUUCUAUGAUGGUUCUCUACAAAAUGGCGUCACCACGCAACAACGAAUUCGGCGGGAUGUUGAUUUCCCUUGGCCUGUGGCCGAUACACCGAUGAUGUUCUGGUCCAAUCUCGGCAAUGAGGAAAUUUCUGCUUCUGGCACUUCUUAUCUCAACAGAACUGAAGCCUCAAAUGUCGAGAAGAUUGUUACUCGCUUUUUCAAGGCUGGAGUACAACCUGGAGACAUUGGCGUUAUCACUCCGUAUGAAGGCCAACGAAGUUAUGUCGUAACUUCUAUGCAAAAUGCUGGUUCCUUCAAGAAAGAGCACUAUAAGGAGGUUGAAGUUGCUUCCGUGGACGCCUUCCAAGGACGAGAGAAAGAUUUCAUCAUCCUUUCUUGUGUCAGAUCGAAUGAUCACCAAGGUAUUGGUUUCUUGAGCGAUCCUAGACGUCUCAAUGUAGCUUUGACACGUGCUAAGUAUGGCCUUGUCAUUGUUGGUAAUCCAAAGGUUCUGUCCAAACACCCUCUUUGGCAUUUCUUACUGCAGCAUUUCAAGGAUUCUAGCUGUCUUGUCGAAGGUGUGCUUUCCAAUUUGCAGACCUCACUCAUACAAUUUAGUCGACCAAAGACAAGUUACCGUGGUCCACAACGCUAUCAGAUGGGAGUGCCCCACAAUGGCCGAAAUGGCAAUAGCAAAGCCCCUCAAUUCCAAGAUUUCACCGAAACGGGCUCAAUGAUGAGUUCUGCUUUGGAUGACGUUUCUUCGGUACACUCAUCUCAUCUCGGUGGUGUGGGUGUUGGAUCUGCCUAUCCAGCAGGCUUUGGUAACUUUCCCCUCGCCGGCCUUGACCAUUGGCCCGGGCUUGAUUCACGAGGAUCACGUGCCAAUGGUCAAAAGGGACGUGGACGCGGACCUGAGAGCAUCGCCGGGGAAUCUGUUGCUGCUAGUGAGUUCACUGAUGUCACAAGCAGUAGUGUUACAGAUGGCAGAGGUAUCGGUCAAGGUGGCGUCAGUCUCGGUGCCAGCGUUCACGAAGGACGGAAACAAACUAGUUUGAGUCAGUCGGACCGCUUGAAGCAAUACGUUGAGUCUGGCGGUCGCAUUGCUGACUAUAAAACUGGCGAUUCUGGUAGUGUCUUUGGCACCAGCUCUUUGUUGAGUGGUCGUCGAUUUGAUGAUGACGAGAAGAGUGUUUCUACUGCAUUCGCAAGUCAAAUCGGAGGAGGUUAUGACUGAUUCCACGUUUAUAAGGCUCAUUCACCAUAAGACAUCAUAAUAAUGAUAUAUUAAGGAUAGUCCUUCCGGAUCAACAGAUACUCUUCGCUGCUCUGGGCGGCCAGCAACCGAUAUCGAAUCUCAUCGAUCUAUCCUUCAUCGAAAAUUGACCUUCCUGGUUUCCGUACCUACACACCUAGGGCGUAACCAUCUACAACAUAUAUCAUAUGUUAACGGGGUUUUCACUGCAAGCAUCCAAUGCCAAGCAAGCAAGCUGCUAAAGUAUCGAAGGGAAGAAGAUGAGAGUGGUGCCAAAUUAAGAUUGUUUAUGGCGGUUGAGAAAUUGCUUCAUUGAGGAAGGGGGUAUUUUGACUGUGGCGACACUGGUAAUGCCAGAGGAGAGAAGGAAAACUUAUGGUAGUGAGGUUUCACAAUCUUAUCCCACAUGUUCUACUCUGGUAUUCACUUCUUCUCAGGCUGAUGCUUGUGGAGAAAAAUGUUGAUAACAUUAGCCUGCUAAUAGCCAGACAUGUAAGCUAGAUAGAUACGGGCAUAUCCGCGGUACCUUGUGAAUUCAAACAUCCUUGCUAUCAAAU